AUGGCCAAGCUGGCAGCUAUGGAGCAGGGAGCAGUGUUUCGCUGCCAGUUGGACCAACUGCUAACUCAGGCUGGUUCCUCGCUGGCACUAUCAUCACUCCCAGCAUUGUCCCUUUACCACUCUGGAAGGGAGAUGACCCCACACCUUCCUGAAGGUAUUUUGGGUCACGUGCUUGUGGGUCCUCCACCUGGGGAUGCUGCCAUCCUCCUGGGAGGCUUCAACUUUCAUGUGGGCAACAACAGUGGCAAACAUAAAGAAAAGCCCUACAGUGACCCUAAGAAGAGCUCAAAAAAGAGACAUGCUGUCACCACAGUGAACCUUGUUCUACUGGGAAUGUCUGGGACUGGAAAGAGUGCCAGUGGGAACACCAUCCUUGGACAGAAACUCUUUGUUUCUAGACCCAGUUCAAAGCCGGUCACCAAAAAGUGCCAGAUGGAAGAAACUGAGAGAGAAGGUGUACACUUACAUGUGAUUGAUACUCCUGACAUCUUUGAUGAUGACAUGAAAUCAUCAGUUAGGGACAAACAUGUGAAAAGGUGCGAACAGCUCUAUGAGUCAGAACCCUUUGUGUUUGUACUUGUGAUGCAUGUGAGCAGAUUUACAGAUGGUGAGAGAGACAUUAUGGAAAAGUUAGAAAAAGUUUUUGGGAGGGAAGCUGGAGAACAAACAAUUAUCCUGUUCACCCGAGGAGACGACCUACAACAGGCAGGACUGGGGUUGGAGGAUUUUUUACAUACCUGUCAACCUGAUCUGAAGAAAAUACUUGAAAAGUGUGGCAACAGGUGUGUUCUCUUUGAGAACCACAGAUCAGAUUCAGCUCAAGUGGAAACGCUAAUGGACAAAGUGAUCAGGGUGACAGAAGAAAAGCAAACAUGA
Pelmatolapia mariae (spotted tilapia) is the source of this 876-nucleotide messenger RNA. Its product is annotated as GTPase IMAP family member 7-like. The transcript is spliced from 3 exons. The record is from RefSeq and is a predicted model, not a curated record. Gene Ontology annotation, molecular function: GTP binding. Lineage: Eukaryota; Metazoa; Chordata; Actinopteri; Cichliformes; Cichlidae. The coding region runs from base 1 to 876 and encodes 291 amino acids.